This is a messenger RNA of Schistosoma turkestanicum, 1116 nucleotides long. The record is from the annotation of a GenBank genome assembly. Lineage: Eukaryota; Metazoa; Platyhelminthes; Trematoda; Strigeidida; Schistosomatidae.
AUGCCUUUCCUUAGUCCAGACUGGAGAUGUCCAGGAGAUCAAUGGCUAAAGACCAACGAAAGUGGCAGCAUGUGGGAGAAUGCCAAAAUUUAUCGACUCAGGAUGUUUGAAACUAUCAAUGAAAACGUCAUAAAAAGAUUGUGUCGGCAAACACUUGACGAUGAAAUGAAAUCAACACCUUAUGUCAUAGAUUACCUCAAAGCCGUUUUUUACCAACCAUAUAUACACCUUCAAGUAGGGGCUACUCGCGAGAUUUCGACGACAACAACAAUUAGUGAAGCUCUACUAAAGCUCGAUACUAAAGCUGCUCUAAGAGACAUAAGAAGAUUUGAUUAUAUAUGCAAAAUAAUGGAACUUCUUAUUUCUGAACACUUCCACAGGUUAGCUGGAAGGUUACAGCUCUUUCUUAUAGAACUUCUGAAAGAGGUGCUGAAACAAGUUCAGACUAGUUGCAACCAGACUGAGCGAUUUCGAAAACUGUUGGAUGCACUGAAAGAAAACCUAGAUAAAAAUGAAUAUGAUCAUAUUGGGAGUGCUUUACUUUGGCAAAAUCAUAAAAAGGCCCUGGAUGAAAUGUAUAAUCACAUAGACGAGUUUGAUAUUGAAAAAAAACUCCAGUCGUUUACAACCUGCCCGCAAUACAAACUCAGAUCUUUGAGUGCACGUAGAAACUCUUCAGAAGAAAGAAUGAAGCUCGAAAGGCUUCCAUCUGAAUGUUUGACUCAUGUCAUGACUUAUAUAAACUCUCCUCAGGAUCUUGAAACGGCGUCUUUGGCUUCAAAUGCACUAGCUAGUGUAGUUGAAGAUAAAUACUUUUGGAGGACUUUGACACUAACGUAUUUCGAUAUAAGUCAGAUACCAACCGUUAAUUAUGGUCUUCCUGGCUGGCAUACUCGAUCUGCAGCGUCAAUUGAUGACUGUGAUUGGAAACGAGCUUAUGUCAGACUCCUUAAAAUAUACGGAGACAACCAUAUUUAUCCAGCCAAGCUAGCUGUUUGUGAGGUUUGCUUCUGCUUGUUUUGGCCGAUAUUUGGACAUCCUUGCCAUUAUCCUGAUAAAGAACAACGAAUUCGUCUUCUUACCCCAAAUGAAUUUAUUGCGCUCUUCCAAAUCUGA